AAAACAACGGGGCAAUGACGUAAUCAUUUGGGCACCCUCGAUUCUAUAUAUAAUAUAGCUAUUAUGGGAAAAAUUGCAAAAAGGGUCCAGCUAUUGCAGAUCACCAGUCUUCCUUCCACUGUUCGUAUUCUUUCUGGAAUCGAGAAGAUUUUUCACGAAUGUCCUUUGCAACUUCAGAGAGUGAGCCCUCAUGAAGGUCUAUUGAUAUUUCAAUGAGCUCUGUAAGAUUCCACACACAGAUCGUAGCUAUUAGCAGAAACGUAGCAACAGUAGUCACAACAAAAGGAUUUUCAACUACAACACUCUUCCAGUCGACUUUUUCCACUAUCUCCUUUGCUUUACAAAGCAAAGCACUGGAAACCUUUUCAGCAGUCGGUUCAGCAUUUUGCUCACCCGUGCUUUUUCCAUUCGAUGUAGUCAGCUCUUUGUACACUGCUUGGAGGGAUUCAGCAAUCAAAGAAACUGCCGACUUUGUUUUUUUCGCCGCCAUCAGAACACACUCUUUGAAUACUUUCACUUCAGGCUCCCUAGGAUUGACCAACUCAAUUGUAUCGAUGAUAUUGGUGCAGUUGGUGUUAAAUUUCUCCCACAGGGCCUUUACUCUAUCUCCUUGCUCUCUGUCUCGGUCCACAGUCCUUUGCACUUUAGCAAGAUCAACUUUUUCCAGUACUUUCUCGGUAACCUCCGUGCCUACGGACCCCGCGGCUCCCGCCAUCAUUGCUGUUCCCGCCACGGCCCCGAACGGUGCGCUAGCGCCGCCGGUGACUGGGGCAAGAGCGAUAGCCAGCACAACUCCUGCCGCUCCAAGGACACUCGAAGUGGACGCGGCCAGCCUGACGAUAUUCGCGUCCCGGCGUCUCCGGUCCAGUUUGUCCGCCACGGAAUUCAUCUCCUUUAUCGUCUCGGCUCUGUACUCCAUCAUCUGCUUCAGUUCCUCCACCAGCUCAACGUAUGUUUCGUACGAAUUCACCAGAAGAUUGUCUAGCUUCUGUCGGAUAGACACGGAGGACGACUGAGACUUGGACCACACGCAGCCCAUGACGAAGGUAUGAGGUUCACAGAGGUCCACUCUGGCUAACAGCCGACACAACCUUUCUUCUUCAACACUGAACUGUGAAAAAUUCUUGCAAAUUUCUUCUGCAAAGUUGGAAUUGAAACUGAGAGAAGUGCUUAUCAGCACAAAGAGAGUGCCCACAC
Molecule: messenger RNA, 1197 nt
Organism: Geodia barretti
Lineage: Eukaryota; Metazoa; Porifera; Demospongiae; Tetractinellida; Geodiidae
Source: the annotation of a GenBank genome assembly